Andrographis paniculata is the source of this 2347-nucleotide messenger RNA. RefSeq names its product tRNA dimethylallyltransferase 9. The transcript has 13 exons. The coding region runs from base 88 to 1434 and encodes 448 amino acids. The record is from RefSeq and is a predicted model, not a curated record. NCBI's taxonomy places the organism in Eukaryota, Viridiplantae, Streptophyta, Magnoliopsida, Lamiales, Acanthaceae. Gene Ontology annotation, biological process: cytokinin biosynthetic process; tRNA modification. Gene Ontology annotation, molecular function: tRNA dimethylallyltransferase activity.
UCCGGAAAUAAAAGCAAGCCUCCUCUCCUAGUUGAAGGUUAAUCCACGGCGAAGCCAUUCCAGCAGAUUCAUUCAUCUUUUUUUAAAAUGAUAAGUAGCUUUAGAGUUGGGGGCCUCCGCUUUCAUCGCCCACAGCCGGCGCCUCUUUUCCGUCCUUUCUCCCGCUCAAUUCGACUCUUCACCGCCUCCUGCUCGGCGGCGCUGCCAGGAGAGCGGCAGAAAGUAGUGGUAAUAUCUGGCCCAACCGGCGCCGGAAAGAGCAGGCUCGCAUUAGAACUUGCGAAACGACUGAAUGGAGAAAUCGUAAGCGCUGACUCCGUGCAGGUUUAUAGAGGACUUGAUGUUGGUUCUGCCAAACCUUCAGUUAGUGAAAGACAGGAAGUUCCACAUCAUUUGGUUGAUGUAUUGCACCCAUCUGAAGAUUAUUCUGUUGGACAGUUUUAUGAGGAUGCUAGGAAAAUAACUGAAGAAAUUCUCAGUAGAGGUCGAGUCCCAAUAGUCUCAGGUGGUACAGGGUUGUACUUGCGGUGGUUCAUUUAUGGGAAACCGGAUGUUCCAAAAGCCUCUCAUCAGAUAACAUCCGAGGUGCAUGCAGAACUUGCAGAUUUACAGAGAGAUGGUAAUUGGUAUGAAGCUGUACAGCUUGUGAUUAAAGCAGGUGAUCCAGGUGUCCAUUCUUUAGCUGCAAAUGAUUGGUACCGGUUACGCCGUAGGCUUGAAAUUCUCAAGUUAACUGGGGCAUCACCAUCCACCUUUGAAGUGCCCUAUAAUUCUUUUAAGGAGAAGUUUGAAUCAAGUGCAGUAGAUGAUUCUGGCAUAAAUUCUUCAGUUGCUGAGGAGAGUAGAGCAAAGGAUUUGAAGUACAAUUUUAUUUGUUUUUUCCUAUCAACCCAAAGGCUAGAUCUUUAUCGAUCAAUUGAUUCUCGGUGUGAGGAGAUGCUUUUAGGUGAUGGACUUUUGUCUGAGGCAAAGUGGCUUCUUGAUUUGGGCCUUAUGCCUAAUUCAAACUCUGCGACUCGGGCUAUUGGUUAUAGACAAGCUAUGGACUACCUACUAUUGUCCAGAGAACAAGAGGGCUGGAGUUCUCCUAAAGACUUCUACAAGUUUCUUUUUGAAUUUCAAAAGGCGUCUAGAAAUUUUGCAAAACGACAAUUAACAUGGUUUCGGAAUGAGCCCCUUUAUCAAUGGAUUGAUGCUUCAAACCCCUUGGAAAAUGUGCUCAGCUUCAUAUGUGAUGCUUAUGAGGAUCAAACAGGGAAACUUGAAGUACCUCGAUCCCUUAGAAUGGAGAAGGACAUGUCAAACUUAAAAGAAGUCCGGCUGCUAAAAGCUUAUCGCCCAAAAAAUAGGCAUUUCAUGUCGCGAGAAGAUUGUAGCAAUAUUUUGGAGUGGGUGAGGAAGAACCAAGGGGUUGCAACCAUCGGCCUUCCAUAGAUUGCACGCUACAAAGCCUCCCUGCAUUAGUUAUUAUGUCUCUAUGGCCUAGGUGUCAUCUAUUCUUACAACAGAUGGUUUUGGGGACAGUGAAGAACGUACGGUAAGAGGAAGGCAGUUGUAAAGAUGGUUGAGGUGGAUUUUUUGAUGGAAGUAUCUGUCAAAUUUGCAACUGAUGUCUGAUAUACUAAAUCAGUUCGUUCUCUUUUAGCCAUUUUUAUUUAUUCUGUCUUCGACGUUCAUUUAACUCGGAAGUAGUGCCGGAAGGUCCUGUACUGGAAUUCAGCAGCUGCUGCCGCCAUGGGAAUGGAAAUGCCGAGCGCCGGCCUUGACAUUGGCAAAUAAUUUAAUUUUGCUUAAAUUUGGUCACGGAAUGAUUUAGGCUACUCAUUGAAUACACAACACAGAAAAGAUGAACUCAAGCAAGAACAUAAUAGUACCUGGAAUCGAAAACAGCCACCAGUGACCUCGACCAGCACAUCGCAAUGCACAAGAAACUCAUUUCCGGGGCAACCAGCGACCUAAACACCUUAGUAUUCUAUACACUGUACAGUCGGCGGACUGGUUCUCGAACCUACAUAAAAAUUCAUAAGAAGCUGACAUUUCACUGCCUUCAUCUUAAUAGGAGUCGAGAUUUCCGGGACACCAUUGUUAAUGAACAAAGAAUUUACCUUCAGCUUGGCGAAUCUCGAUUUCUCGCCAUUCUUGGACAAGAGCACAGCAGCAGCACAUUAGGUGGGAGAGAAAGUCGUCGAUUGCGCCGCCCUGUAAAGAAAGACGCAAACAAGAUUGCCCACAAAGUAUGUAUGUGUAUAUAUAUAUAUAUGUAUAGUUAUUAACCCGCGAUGUUAUUUGUCUCGUAUGUACUCAUCUUGACAAGAAAGAUAAUACAAGUUACCCGGAUGUUUAGCAU